Entrophospora candida is the source of this 525-nucleotide messenger RNA. The record is from the annotation of a GenBank genome assembly. NCBI's taxonomy places the organism in Eukaryota, Fungi, Glomeromycota, Glomeromycetes, Entrophosporales, Entrophosporaceae.
AUGAAAAUAUAUGGUGGCAACCCUAUAGAAGAUGAACAAAGUUUGGUAGAGUGUAAAGGCUGUUCCAAAAAAAUUCUAAAACAGGGAUUUGUGGAACAUACUGAACAAACUACCACCACCAAUACAAACAAGAAACGGAAAAAAUUAACAGCAAGUGAUGGGCCUAUUGAUUUGGACAAACAAUGUGGUGUAUUGAUGCCACCUUCUAAUUCACCUUGUACACGUUCAUUAACAUGUAAAAGUCAUUCUAUGCAUUUGAAAAGAUCCGUGAAUGGUAGAUCAGCACCAUACGAUCAACUUUUGGCCAGUUACCAGAAGAAGUCAAUUGGUCGUCCUCAGACAGGCGGUAAGCAAGAAAAUGCCAAAAAAGAUGGCAGGACAGAAAUUCAAGAAAAAGAAGAAGACACCGUAAUCAAUUCUGAUGAAGAAGUUGAUGCAGUUUUGGAGGCAAUAAUGCGUAGUAAACCUCGACCACUCGUUUCUCGACCUGAUACAUACGUUUCACCAAAUACCAAUUACUAUUAG